AUUCAGGGAAAGAUUCACGAAGAACGCCGCACGACAGCUUCUCGCUAUGUUGCCUAUCCGGGAAAGCGGACAACAGAGGACAGCCUGUGCCUCCCAUGCUGCAGUUGCUGAUUGCUCUGAUGUAUUACGGUGCUGGCACGUUUCAAACAGUCACCGGGGAUCCGGUCCACAUUCCUCAGUCAACAGUGUGCCGCGCAGUUGGAAAGAUGACUCUGCUCAUAGCGAAGCACCUGCGCCCGAUGCUGGUGCGCUUCCCGCAGUCGGCGAGACUUCCCAAAGUGAUGCGGGAUUUUUAUGAAGUGGCUGAAUUUCUUGGCGUAACCGGAUGCGUUGACUGCACACACGUGCGCAUAAAAGGCCCCGGCGGUAACGACGCGGAGGUCUUCCGUAACCGCAAGGGCUUUUUCUCCAUCAACGUGCAGGCUGUCUCCGGACCACAAUUGCAAUUUUUCGACAUCGUUGCCGGCUGGCCAGGCUCGGUGCACGAUAGCCGAAUUUUUGACAAUUCCCGCUUGCGGGUGCUCUACGACGAGAGCAGGGUGCCUGGAGCGUUGGUGGUAGAUGCGGGGUAUGCAUGUCAGCCAUUCUUGCUGACACCGCUCUCAGACCCUGGCCCAUCACACACACCGCAAGGAAGGUACCAGAAAGCCCACGUAAGGACACGCAACAUUGUUGAAAUGGCGUUCGGAGUGUGGAAGCGCAGUUUUCCUUGCCUGGAUAUGGGACUGCAGCAUAAGGAGGGAAACAUCGUUCUCAUUAUAACAGCCUGUGCAGCACUGCACAACUUGGGCUGUCUGCUGAAGGAGCCGCAGCCUCCUGUUCACAGUUUCCCAAAGCCCCUCCAGCAUGACAACGGCAAAGCGAACACUGCACUUGCCACCAGUUGA
This is a messenger RNA of Dermacentor andersoni, 887 nucleotides long. Its product is annotated as putative nuclease HARBI1. The record is from RefSeq and is a predicted model, not a curated record. Lineage: Eukaryota; Metazoa; Arthropoda; Arachnida; Ixodida; Ixodidae.